GCUAACAAUUGUUAAGUACAUCUCUAUUCAACUUGGUAAUCAUGGUAGGUUGCCAUUUACUGUGAAAUCAGAUUAUAUCUCAAAAGUACAGGUGUACAUACAUUUCAUGUAUCGAAAAGGCUGGAGGAGCGCUUAACUUUAGGCAGAAAACACAAUAACAAGUGAGGACUACUCUCUAAAUUCAACAUGAUUGGAAACAAAGCAGUAAUCUAUGCAACAAUUCUACUAUUAUCUACUGUAUGUGAGAGCAGUAGGAUUCUACUUGCACCUCUGGAUAUUGGUUUUAAUAGCCGUGUGAUGAACAUGUUCAAACUUGGGAAAAUCUUGGUUGAAGCCAAUCAUGAAGUAACAAUUGUCUACUCCAACCAGAUGGAGAAGGAUGAUCUUUAUAAGUCUGCAACACAUAAUAAUGAAUUGUUUAACUUCAUAUAUUAUGAGAUGCCAGCAAGUGAUGAAUCAACGCAGAAUCAAGAGUUCCUUGAGGGCAUGAUGGUCACACCUCCAUCAGCAGUCAUUAGGAACAUGUCCCCUAUGCUAGUGGCACACAUAAGGUGUGUGUGUAAUGAUAAGACCAUGUGGGAGCAAAUAGACAAGAUGGACUUUGAUUUGUUGAUAGGUGAUGAGGGUUCAUUCAUGUCAAGGAUCAUUGGUGGACAAUUCAACAUUCCAACAAUAACAUAUAUAAACUGGGGUCCAGUAUCUCAUGAAUUUGAGGUUAUUCCCCCCUUCAACUUGGCUUUUGUACCCACAUUCUUUGAACCAUAUGCUGAUACAAUGACAUUCAUGGAAAGAGUCUACAAUGUGAUGGAAUAUUUCAACCAAAAAUCUGUAAUGAGCAACAUGUACAGUGCCAUGAUAGAAGUUUGUCGAGAGUUUGGGUUCAAUGAUAAUGCUUGUAAUAACAUCAGAGAUUUACACAAGAACACUGCACUGGUAUUUAUAAACAGAAAUGAUGCUAUUCACUACCCACAGCCAUUCAUGCCCCAUGUUGUAUCAAUUGAUGGAUUUAACUUUGGAGAACCAAAACCACUAGACAAUUAUUAUACAGAAAUGUUAGAAAAGGCGGGAGAGCAUGGGUUCAUACUUGUGAGUUUUGGAUCAAUGUUCCGUAAAUUGUGGCCAAAACUCAGUAAAAUAUUUGCUGAGGCUUUUGCUGGGAUGCCCCAGACUGUUAUAUGGAGCUAUGAAGGUCCAACACCAGAAGGACUUGGAAAUAACACCAUUGUCAACAAAUGGAUCCCUCAGCAAGAUUUAAUGAACCACCCAUCCAUAAAAUUAUUUGUGACUCAUUGUGGAUCUUCAUCUACAUUUCAAGCUGUGAACUAUGCUCUACCAACCGUUGGAAUUCCAUUCUUUUGGGACCAGCCAUACUAUUGUCAAAAAUUAGCCCAAAGAGUCAAAUCUGGACAAACUGUUGAAUUGAAAGGAAUAACAAGUGAAAAACUCCAACAAGCAAUGAAAGAGGUGAUCAAGGACAAAACAUAUAAGGAAAAUGCGCAAAUAGCUGCUGGUAAUCUUCAAAGCCACCCUGUUGAUCCAAAAGUAAAGGUGGUUUACUGGGUUGAAUAUGUUCUUCGACAAAAAGGUGUAAAUAAUUUAAGAUCCAUAGCAGCCAAUGAACUUAACUUCUUUCAGUACUUUCUACUGGACAUUGUUGCAUUGGGAGUGGUCCUUAUUUUCAUGACUGGUUUGUUUGGUGUUUGUGUUACAAAGAAAGUAUUUUCUACUUUGUAUAAAUCUGGUAAAAAUAAGGUUGAGUGAGUGUAUAUUUAAAGAUGUACCUUGGGACUAUAAUGUAUUACACAAGGACUGCAUAUUGAGUAUCAAAAAAGACUAUAUAAAGUAGUUUAGAAGAAUUGUAUUAAGUACUGCACAAUGACUCCAUAUUUGCUUUUCAUGUAUCAAAGAAGGAUUUUUCUUCCUCAAUAUGAGAUUGAGUGCAUGUGUCUGAAGUGGUGCAUACUGUAUAAAGCACUGCAUAACAAAUAUAGGAUGUACUGCAUUCAAACUGUAUAUGGAUUUUCAUAAAAUAUUGCAUAAGGACUGUAUACUAUAAAUGGCAUGAAUAUGUGUUAAUGAAGGGUGGAACGACACUUCAGACACAUUUGAACCAGGCACUGGCUUGGAAGUAAGAAUUGACUGGCUUCCCCAGCAUGGGUAUUCCAUUCUUUUGGGAUCAACUAUUGUCAAAAAUUAACCCAAGAGUCAAAUUUGUGCUGGGGACAUUUUCCUGAUGUCUGGCAUUUACUGCAAGUAUGUCAUAUUAGAUGACAUCACACAGCUCUAGCAAACAAUUUUCAGGAUUAAAUCGAACUGACAUCUGAAGGACACCAUAUGGAGCCUCAAAAACUAUCCUGAGGCUAUUUGAUAAUGACAUGCAUCCAGAAAUCAAGAGGAUAUCUCCACAAUAUAUAGCUCCUGCUGAUUGUACAUCAUGUACAAACUGGCAAAUAAGCUCCUGGUGCCCAUGUGGUUCCCCAAUUUGCCAGGCAAUUUUGGCCCAAAACUCAUUGGCCCUUAUGUCUUAUUAUAUAUUAUUACAUACCUCAUAUGUAUUCUAUACGCUUAUUGGUCAAUUCAUGGUCACAUGAUAUGAAAUAGAUAGACUAAUUCCCUGGAAAGUACUAAAUCCCCGCUUUCGCAGAUUACGGGAAAGAUAAA
Owenia fusiformis is the source of this 2661-nucleotide messenger RNA. The record is from the annotation of a GenBank genome assembly. Lineage: Eukaryota; Metazoa; Annelida; Polychaeta; Sabellida; Oweniidae.